This is a messenger RNA of Aplosporella prunicola CBS 121167, 5139 nucleotides long. RefSeq lists its product as uncharacterized. NCBI's taxonomy places the organism in Eukaryota, Fungi, Ascomycota, Dothideomycetes, Botryosphaeriales, Aplosporellaceae. Gene Ontology annotation, molecular function: ATP-dependent chromatin remodeler activity; ATP binding; ATP hydrolysis activity. Gene Ontology annotation, cellular component: nucleus. The record is from RefSeq and is a predicted model, not a curated record. The transcript is spliced from 2 exons. The coding region runs from base 16 to 4878 and encodes 1620 amino acids.
CCGAAAGAAGACUGCAUGGAUACUUCUUCGGCCUUAAAACACAAACCUGCUUUGAAGACAUUACCAGCAAACCAAACAAGGGUUGCUGGCCCAGGACAGCAGCUUUCAACAUCACGUCAAGGUAACACAAAGACCAGAAACCCAGAACUCAUAAAGUUUCCUGUAGACGAGAUAUUCUAUGGAAAUUUGCGUUUUGGACAGGCCCUUGAAGACGACGAUGAGUACGAGAUCAGCCAUAGCACAGUCGCACCUGCCGGCGUUUCGCAAUACGUCUAUCGUCAAGUACACCACUAUUUGUGGAAUGCCGAACGUCAGGUGCUUGUCCGCGAUGGCAAGGACGCUCAAGUCAUUCACCCUUAUAGGAAGAGUCUGCUUAAUAAAGAUCACACUCGUUCGGCCACAAUUAUACGUAUGGACGAUGGCCACCUCCUAGCUACAAGGGAAGAUGCCUCCAGAUUUACCAGCGGUAUACCGUAUGAGGAAAAUCCUGAUCACGAAAAUGACAAUCGCGAGUGGGACUACAUUGCUGAGAAAUACCAAGGUGGCACCGAGCUUCCGCUAUUUGGAGAUUCAGAUGAUGAAUACAGUCCAUCUCUACUUGCUGAGAUAGAAGAGGACGAAGAAGCAUCAGACAAGGCAAAGCCCCGUUUCUUGAGCAAAGAGGAAGUGAUCGAGGCGAUUGAUCAGAAGAUCAGCGAGCAUUCCCAGUUGUGGCGAGAAAAGAAGUUGCCAUUACGCGAACGAACGGCGCGGACAAUCUGGAGAAAAGGCAGACGCCCUGGAGAGCGGAGGCUGCUCAUUGCAGCCGCAAGAGACAAGAUCGAGAGGAUUGAGUGCCGCCUUACUAAGCUUAAGGGUGGUAUUCUUGGUGAGGUCUACAACAGCCCUGCGCAGGUGAAAGACGUCUGUGGUGCCUUGGAGGAGAGCGUAAACCAAGUCGAGGAAGAACUUUGGCGCAUUACUGUGUGGGAACAGAAAAUCGAACCACCUCGGUCUGCAACCCAAGUACGAUCUCGAAAGAGGCCGAUUGCUAAAGUAAAUGACAAUGCGGACGACAAUGCAGGCGAACUGGUCAACAGCGAUUCAGAAGUUGAGUCAGAUGGUCUGACGGAUUUUGUUGACGUUGAUGAAUUCGAAGGGCCAGGCACCCGGAAUGCUCAAGGGAAGCCCAGCGAACCAGCAAAUCAUGCGGAUACCAUGCAGAGUCCUUCCCCUGAGGCACAAGACCAUGACAGUGUAUUGGGAGACCUGACCCAAGUGCGCAACGAAAUGGAAAUCGACGAGCUACCGGCAGCGGUGCCUGAAGAUGAUCCACCACUCCCUUCAAGCUCACCACCUCAAGUGCCUUCCGCUCCGUCGGUUAUCGACCUUACUUUCUCCUCAGACCCUCCCACUCCUGUCAAAAAUACUCCAACUAGACUCAGACUACAACUGAAUUCUACAACACCCCGCGCAUCCAGCCAGGGACUCAAUUUGCGGUUUAGCAACCAACCGGAAAAUGAUAGCGAUGCCGACAUCGGUAACUGGGAUUACAGGACACUUGAGGAACGGUCAGAUCGUAAGAGGAUAAUAUUGAAGCUACUUCGCACACUCAAGCGGAAAACGUACAAAAAUAUAAAAGCCCACAUCAAUGAGCUUACCGAAGCUGUAUUUCCCGACCACAUCUUUCACGCCAUGGAAUAUUUACAGCAGAAAGAGGGUCGAAUGCCGGAUCCACCCACAGGAGAACGGCCGACAAUUGUCAAUCUCGUCAAACUGUACGCGUGUUGGACCUUUAGCAACCACAGGCACUUUGGGUCGGACGAGCAAGGUCUGCUUCCACUUCUUCCAGGGAUGCUAAAGAAAAUCAAUACACAGCAAAAGAAGAAGGACAUCAAAGAGUUCUAUAACUGGGUACGGUUGGUGUUGGAAAAGCAUGAGAGUCCCAUUCGAACGCUGGCCGAGUCGCCCUCUACGUCAUCGUCAAAGCUCCCCACUCGAUCAAAGGAAAUGCCCUUUACUACUCCAACAUCUCUCCAAACAGUAAACACGAUGGAUGAGGUAUCAGAUGAUAAUUUUUAUGAGGGCGAUGAGGUCGAAACACCAUACAAAAAGCGCAAGCGUCCGGUCGUGAGGAGCGCUUCGGGAAUUAACAAACGUCAAGAUGCUCGGAAGCGCCAACUAGCUCAGGCGGAGAGGGAGAGAGACAUGAGAGCCAGUACUGUGGUUCCCUCUUCCCAAAAUGGCGAUUCCGUCAAUAUCAUGGUGAACACGCUCAAGGAGGAACAUGAAACUGCAAUAUACAUACCUUCUUCUUUGGCUGGCAAAAUCAAAUCGCACCAGAUAGAAGGAGUCAGGUUCAUGUGGCGGGAGGUAGUCCGGGCUGGCCACACUGAGUCCCAAGGUUGCCUUCUUGCUCAUACUAUGGGUUUAGGCAAGACCAUGCAAUCGAUUACACUCCUUGCCACCAUCGCUCAGGCAGCACAUUCCUCCAAUGAAACAAUUCGCAAACAGGUUCCUGACGCACUACGGAAGUCCCAGACUCUAAUUUUAUGCCCAGCUUCCCUAGUCCCUAAUUGGGUGGAUGAACUCAGUCUAUGGAUGCCAAAGGCAGUCAAGGGGGCAGUUGGGCCGAUUUACUCUGUAGCAGCCGAAGUGAGUUCGGAAGCCCGGCUUUCAAAGGUAUCCGACUGGUACCACAAUGGCGGUAUCUUAGUGAUGAGCUAUGAUAUGCUACGAAUCCUCGCCACGCCGACGCCGACAAAACCCAAAAUAUUUGGUGAGGACACUGGAGAACAAUAUGGAUUGGUGUCUAAGCAACUGCUCGAGGGUCCCAAUAUCAUUAUCGCAGACGAAGCGCAUACCAUCAGAAACCCAGCCUCAAAGAUUCGCCAGACUGUUAUAAAAUUCAAGACCAAAACCAGGAUCGCGUUGACUGGCUCCCCUCUGGCAAACAACCUCGAGGAAUAUUGGUCCGCAAUCGAUUGGAUUUCCCCCGAUUACCUAGGAUCGAUUCAAGAGUUUAGAGAGCGUUUUGUGCGUCCGAUCCAAGAGGGGUUCUACAAGGAAAGUACCAAGUUUGAGCACCGCAAAGCUCUGAAGAUGCUGAAGGUACUUAAGAUGGAUAUUACACCCAAAGUCCAUCGCGCGGACAUCACGGCUCUGAAAAAUGACCUCAAGUCAAAGGUUGAGUUCGUCAUCACAGUUCCUUUGACAAGCCUUCAAGAAGAAGCAUACAAGAUCUGUGUGAAUCAUGCGAGGAAGAGUUCAGAUGACACAGUCAACAACAUGCGGAUUUUUGAGUGGAUGUCAGUUCUGACGCUAAUCUGCGACCACCCCGCUGCCUUUGCUGGGAUUAUUUCAAACAGGAAGAUAGGAACAGAGAAGCAGCAACGGGAAAACGAAAACAACGAACAAGAGAAAGGAGCCGAAAAAUUUGAGGCUCCUAUUGAAGAUCCGGAUAUCGUACAAGACAAACUCCUAGUCGAGGACAAGGCUGCGUGGAUCUCGUCGGCGCUUGUUAAGGACAUGCAGAACCUGUUCGAGAAGGUGGAUGACCUCGAAGGUCCCGGAUUUUCAUACAAGACAGAGCUCUUUGUCCGAAUCCUGAAUAAUGCCAGCAAGGUUGGUGAUGGGGUUCUUGUUUUCAGCCAUCGCUUGGAUACCCUGGAUUACCUUGAGAGACUUCUGGAAAACCUGGGCAAAAGUUUCGUAAGAUUGGACGGCAAGACGAAAAUGACUAAGCGUCCAAGUAUCCUGUCUAAGUUCAACAACAAGCAGUACGACAUCAUUUUGAUGUCGACAAGAGCAGGCGGUACAGGAUUUAACCUUCCUGGCGCUAACCGAGUGGUCAUCUUCGACUUUGGAUUCAAUCCACAGCAUGAAGAACAGGCUAUCGGAAGGGCUUAUCGACUGGGCCAGGAAAAGGAAGUCUUUGUAUAUCGCUUGAUGACUGGGGGCACAUUCGAAGAGAAAGUCUGGAACAAAGCCCUCUUCAAGACCCAAUUAGCAACUAGGGUUGUGGAUACAAGAAAUCCCGAAAGACAGGCGGAGAAGAUGAGGGAGUAUCUUUUCCCCCCUGUGCCUGUGGAACAGCAGGACUUGAGCGUACACGAGGGCAAGGAUGUGCAUGUCCUGGACAAGGUGCUGAAAAAGAGCAAAAAGGAAGGCAAGGACGUUCAUAUACGUUGCAUCACUACCACAGAGAUCCUGAUGGCAGAAGACGCAGAGGGUGAACUCGACUGGAAUGAGGAGCGGGAAGUUCAGGAACUACACCGAGAGGAAAGGUUGCGGAAGGAGAACCCACAAGCAUACUUGAGGGCGAUGCAGGCAAAGCAAUUCGCUCCGCACUCGACUGCACCUGCCCAACGCCCGCCCCAAGUAGCCGGUCACACUGCUUUCCAGGCUGUUGUGCAGCCGAAUAGCACCCGGCCUUUGACACAAACGCCUGUUCCUGUUCCUCCGUUCGUUCCUCGACCAGCCAAUACGCCAGAUAGGCGCGACAGCGGCCGCUCAGGUCUCGUACAUUUGGACAGGCCGCCAUCGCCCGAUGCCGGGGUCAACAAUGCAGGACCGUCUCCAGCCAGCAUGAUAAGAACGUUGCCGAACACGAUAAACCCACAGGCACCAGCCCCUCCUUCUCCGCACUCAAAUCCGGCCCAGGGUCGCCCUGAGCCAACCCGAUCGCCAGGUAAUGCAUCUCGCGAGACUAUUCCACAACUCGUAGGUACAUCACAAGCGAACCCCGUGGAGCUGACGGACGACGACACGUCCAACAAUGAAGUUGAAAGUGGGGACGAGGGAAAGAAGAGCGCCGACGGAGGCGAUGGACCUCAAUCUUCAAGAAAAGGCCCUGGCAUAGGAAAGCGCAUCUCGGGGUGGUUCACGGGCAGCCAGUGAGGAGAUUGGUAUUGGUAAUGGGUCAUGGGCGGCUUAGAGAGUAGUGUGAGCGUUUUUAACAUGGCCUGCAUGGUGGCUCGAGGAGGCAUUUCAGGGACAAUUGGUCGGAGCGUUGCACGGCACAGGGAUCACUCGGGGGAGUCUGCUUGCGGAUAGCCGAAGGUGCUUACGGGAGACUGCCACGACUGCAUGCUAGUUAGUUAUUCGCUAGUCGAGACCGUUCUCAGUAAAACCAAAAGAAAAAUAAAAGACUAGAGACCC